Messenger RNA from Neolamprologus brichardi, 2401 nucleotides. RefSeq names its product interleukin-13 receptor subunit alpha-1-like. The record is from RefSeq and is a predicted model, not a curated record. NCBI's taxonomy places the organism in Eukaryota, Metazoa, Chordata, Actinopteri, Cichliformes, Cichlidae.
GGAGCAGCUUCCUUUAUUCCCCAAAACGAUUUGUUGUAUGGACGCUGGAUUCCCGUUUCCAACAGCGUUUGGUAACCGAGGCUGCUUACUCAUUUUCACUCCGUGAAAUGUCGUAGCUUCGUUGUCAUUACAGUUUCCUCCCACUCGAAACAACUCCGCCCCGACCUUCCCGAGGGAAUCAAACGAGCUCCUGAAACGCUUCCAGGAAUAAAGUCCGGACGCUUGGAGGCAACAUGACUGUCGCUCAGCAGUUUUUCAUCUUUCUCUGCGCCACCACCAUGACGUUCAACUGUAACGCAGAUUAUCAACUUCCCGAACCAACAGAUGUGACAUAUAGGUGGGAUGACCAAUUUCAAGUGAACGUGUCCUGGUCCUGGAAGAAGCCAGACAAUCACCCGAAAAACUGUACAGUCAAAUAUGAAGUAAUCAGAUAUGGACUACCGCAGUCAGAUGAGCAGAAUUUCCUAAGCCUAGUUAAUAAUUUCACAGUGAAGUACUUCACAGAAGAUAAGCACUCUGAUCACUGGAAUAUCAGCAUUCAAGCUGUAGAUCCUGUGUGUAGGAAGAAAAGCAGACCUGUGAACAAAACCAUUAAAACUUCAAAGCGCCGCACUGAAUUGGUGACGGACUUCAGAUGUUCACUUGAGUCUGAGAGAACAAAGUGUUUCUGGAAACCAGUCAAUGAGUCAGUCAAGCUGAACAUCAGCUACAGGACUUCAGAGGAACACGAUAAAAUCAGAGCAUGUGAUGGGUCCACCGGCCAUGAAAAGGAUGUUUGUUAUCUAAAUGUGAAUAAUCUUAAAGUUGACAUCUAUGUGCUCGUGGAGACUGAAACUGGACGCAACACCCUCAAACCUAAAUUUGUGAUACCUUUACCAAAGAUGAACAUCGCAGAAGAUAAAGGCAAUCUCUACCUGACAUGGGAACAUCGAGGUCCGGCUGUUGGAAAAUGUGGAUUAAACUAUAGUGUCUGCAUCACCGAGUGCAAUAACGUCAGAACUCUCCACACUAAAGGGCCAAGUCUGGAAAUCCCCUAUAACAAAAACUGCCAAUACAAAUUCCAAUACAGUGUGCAGACUGAUCAAUACUGCAUCCCUUUGUCCAGUGACCUCAGUGAAGUCAUAACUCACGGGGAGAAUAGGUCUCCAGAUGAGAUGCUGACUGUGAUCGCCAUCGUCGUCCCAAUUAUUCUUUCUGUCUCCGUCAUUCUGUCCUGCUACUGCUUCCAGAGGAACAGGGAAAUCUUUUGUCCCAGGAUACCUGAUCCUUCAACAAUAUUCAAGGAAAUGAUGAUGACUGGAAACAGAGAUUCUAAGCCCAUCCCUGGAAAUCUGUACACACCGGUGCCAGAACCCACUGAACACAUCAUCCUUGUAUCUGAAAACAUGAUUCCUGAGGAAGCCUCCUAAUCACACAUGUUCAGAGGAAUGUGCAGAUGGACUUGAAGGAACAUAUACAUAGUAACUUAACAGCAGGUUGAAAACAUUUAGUUUCACUUGCCUUUUUUCGGUUGAAAGUUUCAUACCUGUUGCAGGUCCGACGUGUGCUGUGUGGCACCUCUGCUGCACUGGUGAACACCUGUGUCCGUGUUUGCAUAAAAAGGAAUUUCACCUGCUAAUAAGUAACUCUGUGGGACAGUGCAGAUCCACGCUGAUUGAGCGUGCUGUGGACAGGAUAAAGAAAUGCAGUAAAUCUUCGGAAUUUGCUUCAGAAAAGCUGCCCGACCGUGGACCCAGAAAUGUGAGUGGGAUUGAUAUCCUCAUGCUGAGGCAGAGGAAGAUAAGGGGAGGCUUUGCAUUCCCGUUGGAAAGAGAAGACCAGAGGAGGCUGAUUCAUCUGGAAGCAGUUCUAGUGGUAACAAGAGCUGACUUUUCCCUGGAUAUCUGCUGUCACUCAUAAAAUGGAAAGAAAAACAAAUGUAAUCUUGUCACAACAUGAACCUUAUUUGUACAAAUGAAAAUUUGACUGCCAUCCUGAGUCACCUGUGCAGGAAUUAACUAGGAGGCAAAAAAAAGGUAAAAAGGUAAAAAGGUAGCAAAAAAGCCCCAAACUGUAGAAAACAUGUCGGGAUGAGAGCACACUGCUGGGCUUUAGUGCUGGGUGACUGCGACAGCCUACGUAGACUUCUCUGUUUUACCAUUGUUGGUGCAUGUGAAAAGAACUUUCACCUUGUCCGUCUAAAUAUUCACUUGCAUGAACUCUGCUGGCAGACAUGUUUUGGAUGGCAUUUUCUUACUAAAGUUAAGCUGUAUAAAAGAUCUUUGAUGUGGCAUUAAGAGUUUUCUGUCUUUGUACAAACCUUUCAAACUUUGUAAAGAGAGAAGUGAUGUAAGUACUUCAAGAACUGUAAACAUCUGAACAUAUAAUAAAAUAAUUACAAACUUCGACGUCACACUGUCAA